Molecule: messenger RNA, 3476 nt
Organism: Lindgomyces ingoldianus
Lineage: Eukaryota; Fungi; Ascomycota; Dothideomycetes; Pleosporales; Lindgomycetaceae
Exons: 4
Coding region: 356-3073 (905 amino acids)
Biological process (GO): DNA-templated transcription; regulation of DNA-templated transcription
Molecular function (GO): DNA binding; DNA-binding transcription factor activity, RNA polymerase II-specific; zinc ion binding
Source: RefSeq, a predicted model, not a curated record
UCUCCUCCAACCUUCUUCCAGUUCUUCUCUUCUGACUAUUGAGCGAGGAUAGAGUUCUGUGUGAGCUGAGAGAACGCGUUCAAUUACGAAUAUCCUCCCUAGAGUCACACGUUUUCAGCCACCGACGGCUUCAUGCAUGAGCGCACGUCGUCCUCCAUUAUCGGCGCUUUUUCUUCAUCCAAACUCCGACUCUUUGACAGGGAUCUUCCAAGUCCUAUCCAAAAUCUAUCUCUGGAACCCUCAGCCCUUUUCAAGCACCGGCCACACCCCACGUUCUGCCUGACUGGCCUAACACUCCCAACCCCCCCUUCUCCAUCUCCUCCCUCCUUUCCCAUAGUUCUUCUGUCUGAGUGAGAUGUCGGACGAUAUCUUGCAUUCGCAAACCUCGCAACCCCGCGUCCAGAAAUCAGGCUCGAUGUCACAUUCAGGGAGUGUGAGCGGUGCAAGUGGAUCCCCGAACCCACGCUCUUGCGUCACAUGUCGAAAGCGCAAGGUAAAAUGCGACAAGAAGCAACCGUGUUCAAACUGCGCCCGUGCGAAAAUCGAAUGUGUGUUCCCUGGCCCGGGACGCGCGCCGCGCAAAUCGAGGAAACCGCCCGAUGGAGAGCUCAUGGAUCGGUUGCGGAGGUUGGAGGGUGUAGUCAAGACGCUGAAUGCGCAGGUGGAAGAACAUGAGCUGGAGAAAGAGGGUGAACAAAGGAGUAGACAGGGGAGUAUGAGUAUGUGUCCUAAUGGAUCACGGGAGAGCCCGAGCGUGGCGGUGGAUAAUAGUGUAGAGGGUUUGGAGAGUCGGUUUGGGAGGUUGGUGGUUGAUCAAGGGAGGAGUCGGUAUAUCAACAAUUCUUUUUGGGCAAGCUUGAAUAAUGAGGUUGAAGAUCUUAAAGCUAUACUUAUCGAGCCAUCCGACUACGAAGACGAAAGCCAUGAUUCACCCGAGUCGUCCAACUUCUCCUCACAGCAUCAAAGCUUCAUUUUCGGGUACAGCUCGACGAGCGUGGACAUGCUGGCCCUCCAUCCUACUCCCGAGCGUGCCCGCGAGUUCUGGGAGGUAUACAAGGAGAAUGUGGAUCCUCUGGUCAAAGUACUCCAUGUCCCGUCUACCGAGCCUAUGUUAUUGGAUGCCAUGACACAUCCAGAAAAAGUCCCCAAGGGAGUGGAAUGUCUGAUGUUUUCGAUAUACUACGGUGCAGUGACGAGUAUCAUGCCUCAGGAAUGUCUGGAGAAGUGGGGUGAAGAACGCUCCUCCCUGCUCGAGAAGUAUCGCUUUGCUUUGGAGCAAGCACUUGCGAGGGCGAAUUUUCUUUACUGUGACGAGACCAUUAUACUCCAAGCUUUCGUCAUCUUUCUGAAUAUCAUCCGGAGGAAUGAUGAUGCGAGGAAAAUUUGGACGUUGACCGGAUUGGUCGUUCGUAUUGCACAAACGCUGGGCAUACAUAGGGAUGGAAGCCACUUUGGGCUUCCGCCUUUUGAGAUCGAGAUGCGGAGGAGACUUUGGUGGCAGGUUUGCAUCCUGGACGCUCGAGCGUCUGAGGACCAUGGUUGCGAUCCCACGAUUGUUGAAGCGCAGUUCGACACCAAGAUGCCUCUGAACGUCAAUGACAAAGACCUCGAUCCUGAUAUGACUGACUUCCCUCCGGAGCGCGUUGGUUUCACUGACAUGACAUUCUGCAUCAUCCGCUUUGAAGUCGCUAAUAUCUUCCGUCGCAUCCUCUACAUCCCACCUGGACCCAACCGAUGCAAUUAUUUCUUCGCCAAUCUUACAAUCCCUGAAAAGGAGAAAUGGAUCAGCGAAUGCCAUCAACGCCUGGAAGAUAAGUACUUGAAAGAUUGCGAUAUGUCGGUGCCACUCUACUGGGUGACGGCGACUGUAUCUCGUUUAGUAAUGAGCAAGAUGUGGUUGAUUGUGUACCAUCCACAUCAGAGGCGAGAUGGAGGUGCAUCGCUCCCCCAAGAAACUAAAGACAAACUUUUCAUCACCUCCCUCGAAAAUAUUGAAUACUCAAUCCUCCUCGAAACUGAAGCCCGCACAAUGAAAUGGGGCUGGCUCUUCCGCACCUACGUCCAAUGGCACGCUAUCGCUUUCCUCCUCUCCGAACUCUGCGUCCGUACCAAGGGCGAGGCCGUUGAACGCGCGUGGCGCGCUCUCGAAGCUACCGCCGGCCGAUGGUGGUUCCCGCUUCGUGACUCCAACUCCCGUAAAGGCAAGCAAGGAUGCUUGUGGAAGCCGUUGCGGAAGCUCAUGGCAAAGGCGCGGGCAGCGAGGGAGCGCGAACUCACUCUUGAACGGGCGAGUCAGGCGCUCAAGAAUGGGGGACUGAUGUACCAGGAUUUCCCACAAUUGUUAGAUCAGGUUCAAGAACCAAUUCCGACAGAUCAACCGAACUCAGAGGAUCUAGAUAAGCUGUUGAGACCUACCGCACCCAGGCUGGGUGAUAUGCCUGUUGCGAAACCACCAAGUUGGGCGGGGAGUCCCAGGAACGGGAAUCCGCAGAGUCCGUUCAUGAAUGGAGGAAAUGAGUUGCUGGGGUUUGGGAAAAGUACACAAAGUGGCUCGUCGAUGAAUGGAGCGAGUAUGAGCGGCCCCUCGAAUUCGAACCCGGGACAGAUGUUCCAAGACAUGACGGAAUACGGCUUCGAUUACCUCAUGCGCGAUAUCUGGCAUGACCAUAACUGGGAAGACAGUGCGCCUAAUAUGACUAAUGAUUCUGGGCGUAUGAUGCCGCAUAGUCUUCCUAGUGCACCAGUACCAGAGACAGAGACAGCGACCUCAACAACCACCACGAACAGGAACCCAACAACGAAUACGAACGCACGAUUACCAACGGCAAUGGACGGUAUCAGCUCCAACGCCUUUACUCAAAGUCCCGCAACCCUCGCGGCCUCCGAUUUCAACAACAGUCCCGCCGGAAUGGGAGGAAGUAGUGGCCAGAGCUCUGAUUCCCCGAAUCUGGAUGGCGGACAGAUGGAUUGGGCGAACUGGGAUGAUUUAGUGAGGGAGUAUGGGAUGGAUGGUGCGCAAGGUCAGAUGGUGGCUAAUGGUGCGGGGCAUAUGGGGAUGGUGAAUUGGUUUUAGGGGAGUGGUUUGUGAGACUAGUGUGGGGGGAACGCUUGGGUGUAUGGGUGGGUGGCUGAGUGGAUGAGUUUGUAUGGGAUAGCAGAUAAUAGGAGUGGAGUAGUGGAAGAGAAAAAGAAGGGGAUGAUGGAUGAUGGAUAUUGGGUGAUGGAGUAGAGUGGACGAAACUGGCUCAUCACUGCAGAUGACUUGUACGAAUACACACAAAACGCAGCACGGGAGAGAUGCAGGGAUUUCAGGAGCAGACAAGGUAAUGACUAACGAUGGCGUUCGAUCCCGGAGACUACCCCAGCUCUUUGUACGUGUCUUUUAGGGCAUGGCAUGGCACUCUGUAUACCCAUGGCGAAUGGUCGGAAUAAGUGGAAUGUGUACUAUUAUUAUGUAGCAAGAUCUCCAUUUCCUG